UUGUUUGAUUUCAACCGUUUAAACCCUCAAAACCCUACACAAAUACCUCUUACCAUAAAAAAUGUACUCAUCAAUUAUAUUCUUAGAACGUUCUAGGAUAUUCCAGUACAAUGCUCUUCACAGUCUCACCUUCCUCCGCCACAUGGGCGGCGGCCCACGGACGUUCCCUGGCGGCCUGAACAAAUGGCAAUGGAAGCGCCUCCACGAAAAGCAAGCCAGGGAGAAGGAAAAACGGCUUCUGGAUCAAGAGAAACAGCUCUACCAGGCGAGGGUUCGAUCCGAGAUCCGCUCCAAAAUCGCCACCCCAGAUUCAUCAAAACAUGAACAAAACACGAAUCCAUCCAACUAUAAACCAUUAUCCCCUAAAGAACAUAUUAAAGCUCUAGCGGAUCGUUUCAUGAAAGAGGGCGCAGAAGAUUUGUGGAACGAAGCUGAUGGCCCAAUUCAUUCUCCUUCUCCUCAAGAACUAGCCAGAAUCGAAUCAACUCAUAAUCCUAUUAAUUUGCGAAGAGUGGUUUCUGAUCAAAGUCGGGUAGCGAGCAAUAAAGUAAGUGAAGUUUCUUCGGGUUUUAGUAAUAAUCAGUUGAAACCCAGGCAUUAUUCGUCGUUCCUUAAUUUAGGUAACCAAUAUGGUUUGCUUCAAGCUAGGCAUUAUUCAGUUAGGACUUCUAGGUUUACCUAUAGGAAAAAUGAUAGCUCCUCAAGCGAAGAUGAUGAUACGGACGAAGAUGAAGCUUUUUUAAUGACGAAGAGGAAGGGUGUGGAUUUAAGAGGAUCACGAUUGAGUUUGAUUGGCUCAUCAGAUGCCGAGGGGAGUGGUGAUGAUGAUGAAGGGAAGGGGAAUGGGAAGAAGAUGAUGAUGAGCAGUGCUGCAUUGGGAAAAUAUGAUAUAAAGAAGACAAAAAGGAUACCAUUGAAAUUCUUGGAAGAGGAGGAUGAUUUGUCUCUGCAUGUACAGGCUAUUAGGAAUGAGUUCAAUAAGAGGCGUAUGGCUGAAAAAGACAUUGGAGUGGGUGAUGACGACUCCAUCCUUACUCCAAAGAGGUUUGAUGAGUGCAAUGUAUCUCCAUUGACAAUAAAAGCUCUUACUUUAGCAGGCUAUGUGCAAAUGACCAAAGUCCAAGAUGCUGCAAUAUCUGCUUGCCUCGAGGGGAAAGAUGCUUUGGUCAAAGCUAAAACUGGAACAGGGAAAAGUGCUGCUUUUUUGCUCCCCGCAAUUGAAACAGUUUUAAAGGCUUCAGCUAGCAAUGAGAGAAAACGGGUCCCACCAAUAUGUGCUCUUAUUGUUUGUCCCACAAGAGAACUAGCAAGCCAGAUAGCUGCAGAAGCCAAUGUAUUACUCAAAUAUCAUGAAGGAAUCGGUGUUCAAACUCUUGUUGGAGGCACUCGAUUCAAAGUUGAUCAGAAACGUCUAGAAACAGAACCAUGCCACAUUAUCAUCGCAACCCCUGGUAGAUUGUUGGAUCACAUUGAAAACAAAUCUGGAUUCUCUGCACGUUUGAUGGGAUUGAAAAUGCUUAUACUUGAUGAAGCAGACCAUUUACUAGACCUUGGAUUCCGGAAGGACAUGGAGAAGAUUGUUGAUUGUUUACCUCGUCAAAGACAAUCUUUACUCUUUUCUGCAACACUUCCAAAAGAGGUUCGAAGGGUAUCUCAGCUUGUUUUGAAAAGGGAUCAUGAGUAUAUUAAUACAGUUGGGUUAGGUCCAGAAACACAUGAUAAGGUCAAUCAAUCUUACAUGAUUGCACCCCAUGAACAACAUUUUCAAAUAGUUCACCAUCUAUUGAAACAACAUAUUGCUCAAACCCCAAAUUAUAAGGUACAAUCCAUUUCUAUUUCUGUACAUGAUGAACAUAUGAAGUUUGUUGAAGUUAACAUGAGAUUAAUUUCUCAGGUUAUUGUGUUCUGUACGACAGCAAUGAUGACAUCACUGAUGUUUUCCCUUUUCCGUGAGAUGAAAUUGAAUGUGAGAGAGAUUCAUUCAAGGAAACCACAACUUUACAGAAGUCGUGUUUCUGAAGAAUUCAAAGAAGCAAAACAGCUGAUUCUUAUCACAUCUGACGUGUCGGCUCGUGGAAUGAAUUAUCCUGAUGUCAGUUUGGUAAUUCAGGUGGGUGUACCCAUUGACCGUGAACAGUAUAUAAACCGUCUUGGAAGGACAGGUCGUGAAGGAAAAGGCGGGGAAGGAAUGUUGUUGAUUGCACCAUGGGAACAAUAUUUUCUUGAAGAAAUCAAAGACCUCCCACUUCUUGAAUCCUCUUCACCACAUUUAGAUCCGGAUGUGAAAGUCAAGAUUGAGAAGGCAAUGGAGAAAGUUGACCCAAGUGUGAAAGAGGCAGCAUAUCAUGCGUGGCUUGGGUACUACAACUCGGUUAGGGAAACAGGUAGAGAUAAAACAACACUUGUUGAGUUAGGAAAAGGGUUUUCCAACUCGAUUGGGUUACAGAAAGUGCCUGCUCUUUUUAGAAAAACAGCACUGAAGAUGGGGCUUAAAGAUAUUCCAGGUAUUCGAGUCCGAAAGUAGUCUCCUUUCUGUGCUUAUUUAAGCCUAAACCUGUAGAGUGAUCGGUAAUGUGGUGAUAUGCUAUUAGAGUCUUUAUUUUAGGGUGGAUCUUUUCUGAGAGCUAGAAAUGGUUAGAUAUAUUUUUCCUUAAAUGUAAGGCUGUUACAUAUGUAGGGUUAAUUUGUUUUUCCCAGAGCUAGAAAUGAUAUGGUUUAUGUGACAGUGAGAGUAAGGAGAUAGGUUGUAUUUGGUGCAAAACCGGGUUCAAACUUAAAAUAGCAUUAUAUUGGUUGGUUGUGAUU
Lactuca sativa (garden lettuce) is the source of this 2805-nucleotide messenger RNA. The record is from RefSeq and is a predicted model, not a curated record. NCBI's taxonomy places the organism in Eukaryota, Viridiplantae, Streptophyta, Magnoliopsida, Asterales, Asteraceae.